AUGUACAUUUGCGUGAAAGAAGUGCAACAACACGAAAGGGAGAUUUUCAACACAUACAUAGCAAAAUGCAAUGUCAUUUACGCCAGUUACAUAAUCGUCGCUUACAUGACGACGUCCAUUUAUGUGCUGGGGCCUACAUUAUUUCCAAUGAUCAACGUAGUGUCCGUCACGGAAUAUCCAUUCGACACUAAUCGCACGUCAAUAAAUAUAAUCGUACGUGUGCAUCAAAUCGUCGCGUGCUAUCAACGCUGCUCGCACGUGUGUAUGUGCAUGUUCGGAGGAUUUCUGAUUUGGUUCACCGCAGCGAGGUUCGAGUGUUUGACUGCAGAGCUGAAAAAUAACACGAAUGAUCGUACGUUGAUCGUGUGCAUUCAGAAACAGUUACGAUUAAAGAGAUUCCAAAAUAUUGACGAAAAUCCGGGAAACAGUGGACCUAACGAUACACUUGCAUUCACUGCACGUGCAACUUGUAUUUUCCUUCAGAUACGCGGAAGAUGUGAUUACUUGUUUUCGUUUCACGGUACUCUUUGUUGUAGCGUUAUGCUCAUUCCUCAUGACAAUAUGCGCCGUCGCAAUGGUCACGAGCUUGGGCCUCUCCAGAAGCGUGUACGAUUUAACGUGGUACGAACAAACGCUGGGAAUGCAGAAGAACAUACUGUACGUGAUGACGUAUCAGAAACCAAUAACCCUUUCUGUCAAAUGUGUGAUAUCAGAACUCUCUCUGCACUAUUACUGCACGGUAAGAUUGCCAAACGUCGAAGGAUUAGUUUCAAUGAGGACCACUUUUCUAAUAGUUUUAAUAUUAACUCAGAUGUAAUCGAAAUCCAACGCUUUCAUUAACUAUAGAAAAUGUUGAUAAAUCCUGGACUUACUCUACAACAUGACACGUGUAAUUAAUUAUGGAAUCUCGAGGAUUCCAGUUUUCGUUCGUGGUGCUCUAAAUUCGAUAUGUUUCCGAGAUUAUGUUGGAAUCUUCCGGGACCAAUAUUUUUCACUUCUAUACUUGUAUAUGAACUUUUCUAUUUUACUAUCUUUUUUAAUUGAAUCAUUGAAGCUGACCUUAUCGUUACAAAUCCUUCGAUCGUGAUAAACGAGUUGAUCAAUGGUAAUUUAUAGAUAACAGGUCGAUAACGUUUCAGUAUUUGUCGAAUGCUCUCUCUAUGUGUACUGCUUUUCGUGCCAUAUUAGAAAAGAUGACAGAAUAA
Molecule: messenger RNA, 1205 nt
Organism: Heterotrigona itama
Lineage: Eukaryota; Metazoa; Arthropoda; Insecta; Hymenoptera; Apidae
Source: the annotation of a GenBank genome assembly